AUGUCACCGCCCGCCAUCAUUGCGCCUUCUAUCCUGUCCGCCGACUUUGGAGCGCUGGGCAAGGCUUGCUCAGACACAAUUGCCCAAGGCGCCGACUGGCUUCAUGUGGACAUCAUGGACGGCCACUUUGUGCCAAACAUGACAUUUGGCGCCCCCGUCGUCACAAAGAUCCGCUCACACGUUGACCGCCCCACCACGGCAUAUGCAAAGGGUACUUUUGACUGCCACAUGAUGAUUGCCGAGCCCAAGCGCUGGGUCCGCGACUUCAAGAAGGCCGGUUGCGACCUCUACUGCUUCCACUAUGAGGCCGCCGUGUCGUCUACUGCCGCCGACUCGCCCAGUGGACAGUCGGACCAAAAGACGUCACCAAAAGAACUGAUUCGGUUCAUCCAUGCCGAGGGCAUGCAAGCCGGUAUUGCCAUUAAGCCAAGCACGCCCGUCGACGUACUGUGGGAGAUAUUGGACAGCCCAAACAAGGAAGAGGUGCCUGAUAUGGUCCUGGUCAUGACGGUAGAGCCCGGUUUUGGUGGUCAGUCCUUUAUGGCAUCUGAACUCCCCAAAGUGACCGCUCUUCGACAAAAGUAUCCCGAAAUGCACAUUGAAGUUGACGGCGGCUUGAGCGAAAAGACGAUUGACCAGGCUGCCGAUGCCGGUGCCAAUGUCAUUGUUGCGGGCAGCGCUGUCUUUGGCGCUGCGGACCCUGGUGACGUGAUCAAGAAGCUGAGACAAGCCGUCGACAGCAGAAGGGGUAAACUGUAG
Molecule: messenger RNA, 759 nt
Organism: Bipolaris zeicola 26-R-13
Lineage: Eukaryota; Fungi; Ascomycota; Dothideomycetes; Pleosporales; Pleosporaceae
Exons: 3
Coding region: 1-759 (252 amino acids)
Biological process (GO): pentose-phosphate shunt, non-oxidative branch; pentose-phosphate shunt; carbohydrate metabolic process
Cellular component (GO): cytosol
Molecular function (GO): metal ion binding; D-ribulose-phosphate 3-epimerase activity
Source: RefSeq, a predicted model, not a curated record